Procambarus clarkii (red swamp crayfish) is the source of this 6599-nucleotide messenger RNA. RefSeq names its product nuclear pore complex protein Nup205 (gene Nup205). Gene Ontology annotation, cellular component: nuclear pore; nuclear pore inner ring. Gene Ontology annotation, molecular function: structural constituent of nuclear pore. The record is from RefSeq and is a predicted model, not a curated record. Lineage: Eukaryota; Metazoa; Arthropoda; Malacostraca; Decapoda; Cambaridae. Gene Ontology annotation, biological process: nuclear pore organization.
GUUUUUAGAGAAAGGUUUAGUAAGAGAGGUGAAGCAGCGCGGUGGGUACGAAGUGAGCAGUGCGGCGGGCGCGCCUCAGCUGCGUGUUUACAAACUGAGGGCCGCCGCUCACCUCCCCCUCGACGCCUCCGUCGGCUCCCGGGCCUCCCACACCUCACCAUGGCCUCCACCAAUAAAGGAAUGUGGGCAUCAAUGGUGUCCCUGGCACAAGCAGUGCAGCGGGCAGUAGAAACUAGUGCCAACAGUGGAGGCACUCCAGAAGCCCUGGAAGCAGGGCAUGACCUAGAACUGGCUCUGCAGCGGCACCGCACUUCAUUCAUUUCCCUCUUACGUAACCCACCAAAGAAUGCUAAUGAAAGGUCUACUCUACAACGUUCCAUCACUGAACCAAUGACCUUACAAGGUCAUACUGGCCCAACUAAGUUGUCGGAGUCCUUUGUAAAGGAGGCCAUCAUUAUAUCUGACAUGUUCAACAUGAGUGAGAUGUCUGCAAUGUCAUUAUUGCGAUCAGCUGAAGAGGAGUCUACACUAUACCCUGGUGUUCCGAGGGGAUUGAUUGCAAUAUUAUUUUAUUAUGAUAGUAGAGUUAAUCUUGCUCAUGCCCUCAAAACGUUGGUUCAGGCUCGGCAAGGAAUUUCAUGGGUACUUCUUCCUGAUAAUGAAGAAUUGUCUCAGAGUAUUACUAGAUAUCUGCAACCAAUUCUUAACAUUAGUUUAGUGGAUAGGAUUUUGGAACUUGUCACAUCAAUGGACAUCACAAAGGAAAUAGAGCUGUUGCAGCAGAACCGUGCUUUGGGAGAUGCAAAGCACAGAAAAAUGGUAUUAGACAAGUUUCUGGCAGUGCGCAGUUUACUGGCCGAGACACUUUUUUGUUGGGCUGCACAAACACCUUUCAAGAAAGACGAAUGUCGCCGUCUUCUAGCAUAUAUGUCUAAAGUAAAGUUGACAGAAACUAGUGAUGGUUCUCUGGAUCCUAUUAAUUUAAGUCUAUUGAUGGCUCUUCUUUAUAGUUUAGAAGCGGGACAUUUGCUUAACCAAGAAGACAUGACAGAAGCUCUUACUCAGUUUCCUAUAUCAAGUGACCGAACAUUUGUACAAGAAAUUCAUCAUGAGGUAAGGUCAGAUCAAGCUUGGGAAACCCCGGGACUGAAAGCCAUAGUGCAGCUAGCUUGGGCUGUCAGCCUUGCUAACUUAAGGCAGGUUGCUGUUGCCACUCAGUUAGCAGACAUUGAUAAUAUUCUAGAGGACGAUGAUGCUGUUCUUGAUGAUUCACUAAAGGGAAAAGUUUUUUCAUUUAUUCAGAAUUCUAUACUCUCCAAGAAGAACACUCCUCUCGACACCUUUUACUGCCAGCGUCUUCAUUCAAUCCUCUCUGAUUUUAUAAUUCACGUUCCUGAAAGAGUUAAAGCUAUGAAAAACAGAGCUGAUGAAAAUUCCAGACUUAUUACUGCAAACUUAAGAGAGUCUCUUCAACCUCCGACAAACUUGGAUCAACCUUUCGAGGAACUUUUAAUUUGUUUGGCUGCUUUAUACCAAGAUGGACAAUGUGGUGAGCUGGUUGAAGAUUAUUGGUGUCCUAGCGAGAUUCUUCCCACAGCAUCUCUGCAGUAUCGUGGCCAAGGAACUCGACAGAUGGCUCUCUUCAAGUUUGUCAGACUUCCUGGAGAUUAUCUGCCUCCUUCUCUGUUUGUACCAUAUGUUAACCUUCUAACCAGUUUAGCCACAACUCCACGGUCUGCACAGUAUGUUUACAACUUUUUGCGAAUGAACAGUCAACCACUCUCACAUGGUAGUAACUUGGCUUGGGAACAUUUUAUGACUGCUCUAACUCAAUACUAUAACAACUUGAGAAUUGAAGAACCUGGUGCAAUGGAUACCAUGUACCGUGCACGUGGUACCCCACGAGGCAUAACUCCCCAAGAGGUACAGGGGAUCCAAGCAGUGCUGCAGUUAGUUACAAUGGUAGCUGAAAAGGAUGAGCUGUCACGUGUGGCACUGUGUGAUAAUGCUGCAUGGGCUCCACUAUAUGUGUGCACAGGCUUGCUAACAUGUGCUGUACCUCUUGCACUCAAAGUAGAACUUGUAAAUACUCUUGCUGCAUUUAGUGGUACCCCAGCAUUGGCUCAGAGAGUUUGGGAAUUGAUAGAAGGAGGGGGGCUGAUUCCUGUUCAGGAGGGUGUUGCAGGAUAUCAGCCACGUGGCCUACUUGUUGACAUUGAAGAAGUAGAGAGUAGCAGGGAGGAAUUUACCUUGACUCGGGCAAUUCUCAAAUUGUUGGGGACUUUAGUUCGUGCAGGCAUACCUCCAAUGCUUGGUGCUGCCACUCGACAGCCAGGAUUUCGCCCAUAUCUUGACUUGAUAAGAGACAGAAUAUUUUUACGGCAUGAUUCGCGUGCCUAUAGAGAUUCCGGUGAACGUUGGGCUGUAGCUUGUGGCUGCUUGGAACUUCUAUACCAGUUGCUUACUGAACAACUUCACACAGUAACAUCAACUAUGGAGCAGAGAUCUGGGCAAGCACCAGGUUGUUCAGUUCUCUUAGAUUUAGUUCAAGAGUCUCAACUUGUGAAGCAAGUGCUUUCAGUACUGCAUGAUGGAGUUCAAAUUUUAGAACAGUACAAGGAAGUACCUGGUCAAAAAGAUCUUAAUGCAAGUCUGCUAUUGGUAUUGCAGCUCUUGCUUGAAGCACAAGAACAGCAACACUUGGUACUAGGCACAUCAAAUAACCCAGAUAUUGUGCUAGGUGUGGAGCGCUUACUCAUGGGAGUUAAUGUUCAUACAGGGGUCAGUGACCAUUUUUUGAAUGUAGUAAGGUUGGUUGGCCAUCACCAAGAUCUGCCCAGUCAUGCUGCUUUAGCAUGCCGUCUUCUGACAACCUCGGCUGCAAGACCCAGUUCUCAGACCCAUCUGUUUUCUUUAAUCACAUCAUCUGCAACUACUGCCACUUCAGUCAGACACAGUUUUGUUGAAGUAAUAGAUCAUGCUGCAUUGGAUAUCCCAGAACACUUAGAUGCUGCAGAUGCUGCUUUAAAUUUGCUUCUAAAAUAUCUGCCACUUCCAACUCCAAAUGUGGCUCACUUCUUGCUUGGCUAUACAGCAGAUGGUAUGACCACCUUACGUUCUGAUUUAUUAGGUGCUGGAGCCCGUGGGUAUCCCCGAACAGCAAUACAUGCUGUACUUGCUUCUCUACCCUCGUGCCCACCAAGCCUGUCUGAAGUGGCUUACAGACUUGUUUACGAACUCUGCAGUGAUAUCAACACUUCGGCACCCACCUUACGUUUUCUUCGAUCCUCUGAGGAUCUUUUGUACCGCACAGUUGCUACUAUGGGAUUACCGCACACCGAUUCUAGGCUUCGUCUCUUGUCUCAAGGAUGGCUAUUACGAUGUGUAGCCUUGGAACUACGUUAUCAUGCAACACAUCAACAACGAUCACAAUUAGCCCGACUGAUUCAUUUACUCGUAGCAGGAGCAGAAUUACCUCAGCAAGAACCCUUGGAUGCUUCUCAGGGUUGGACUGGUGGAUCCAGUGGUGGACGUGGGCCACUUCUCACUUUAUUAGAUGCUAUUGAUCUCAGUAUAGAUUUUCCAGCACCACUGCAAUGCGAGUACUUCACUAGGGCAUCAGAGCUCAUUGGUAACUGCGAGAGCCCCUCACCCGAGGGUCCUGUAGUUAAUUUAAAAAUGUUGCAUCAGCAGCUGACAGCUUUGCUACAAGAAGGAGGCUCUGGAACCUCUUUAACUCAACGUGAUCCAUUGCAAGAGGAGUUGGAAUUGGUAAUGGGGCAUGCUCUAAUGCUGAACCAAACAAGAGCACUGUUAUUUGCACACAGGCACUUCUUGGAAGGUUGGAGGCAAGUUGUGGAAGUUGUUGUAGCUGUGACUCCUCCAGACUUGAUAGAAACUGCAACCCACCACACUUUUCUCCAUACACUUACUCAUGAUUUAACUCGUCGACUUUUGGAUGACACUGCCCUUCAAUCACUAACCACACAGUUGGUAUCAACAUUACUGAUGUUAGUAACCACUUUGCGAACUCUCCAUGCCAGGCCAGCACACCAUCAUCCACAGUAUGUGUCCAUGCUGGACAGUGGGAAUUGUGCAGUUCAGGCUGAAUUUCCUUCAUCGCUACAACUUGUUUUGCGUGGACUGGUUGAAUGUGUGGCACGAUUCAAACAAUGUAGCCAAGGAGUUCGUGCUUCCAUAUACGCUGCUCUUCUCAACUACUUGCAGAUAUGUGCUGAUCCUGUUGACAAGACUGGGGAGGAUGCAGAUAGUCUCCAGUCCCUUCUCUUGGCUCCACGUGAAACUCAAGAGGAGCAAUUUCACCGUGAGAAUUACGAUGUUGUACGUGACGAAUUACCCCAGUUGGUAGAUGUUUUGGCAGUGGAAGCAGGCGGUGGCCAUCACGUUUGUCAGGUGCUAGCUUUGACAUGCCUUAGUGCUCUUGCUGCACUGGAACAGCGUGCUGCCCCACUUACCAAUGAGUCACUGCUGCUGUCACAUCUUGCUGACCAUGGACACCUACGUCGUCUUUUGGAUGCAUUGAGAACUGAUGAUCGGCAGCUUCUCUCACUGUUAACAGCUGAUGAUGAUGAUUUGCGACCUUUAUAUGUGUAUGAAGCCCGUAUGUCUCUGUUGGCUCGUUUAGCACUGUCCCCAACUGGAGCACAGCAAUUAUUACAAUCUGGUCUUACCACACGUCUAUCAGAGUUGACUGCCUUAGACUAUCGUCCUGCUCAACCUAUUCAGUCUGCAAGUAGUGAAGAAUUUCUUCCAAGUGUUGUGCAGCGGUAUCGCUCUGUUUUAAUGGCAGCAAUAAGAGUUUAUUUGGCCAUUUUGACAUCUUUGGGAAGUGACAAUUAUUCUGCAACUGCCCAUUUAUUAAGAUUUUUGGCUGCUCAUGGCGAGGCUUUUGCUUCUGGUCUGUGUGUUCCAAGUUUACCAUCUUUACAAGCUCUUGAGGAAGUAGCCCUUUUGUCAGCAGCAGUUGCAGGUGCUGCUCCUCCUGGUCCCAUAACUGCCAUAGAUCCAUCAGAUUUAGAGUCUGGAGCACAAGCAACUAGGCUCCAGCAACUGCUUAUAGCCUUGCUACCACACGUACUACCUCAGAGUCGUUUGUCUGCUGCCCUGGACAUGUUGCCAGAGAAUGAGGAAGGUGUAAAUGUAAAGGAAAUGGCUCGUACAGCUACUCUAACUACUCUAGCUGCAGUGCUAAAUUAUGCCACAGCUCGUCUUAUUCAUGGUGGAACUGAUACUCGUGAUAUCACUCUUGUUUUCCGAGCAUCCAUGGAUAAUGGAAUACCCACAGGAGCUGUCGGACGGCCUCUGUCCCUAGCAACUUUGGUAGAAUGUGCAAGUCAGGUCAGUCACCACUUUACUGUUGCCAGAAGUGCUUGUGAAACUGCAACUGCUUGUCUUCAAGCCUUGGAAAGUAAUCAGCCAGUUGAACACUUACGUCAGUAUGUGAGUAGUGCUUUGGCUGAUGCCGCCUCACCUGCUGCUGUGCGUAGACUAGCCGAGGAGCACUUGAGUCAAGUUGUGGCUUUGCACCGGCGUCAAGAGCAACUUGCUGUUCAUGCUGCUGAAUCUGCAGCAUUUCUUCUUUGGAGGCAUCUUGAGUACUUCAUUUGCCAUGCACCAUCAGCCCCUGGCCCUGCACAAGAUGAUUUCACGAGACGGGAAGUUGGGGUUCCUCGUACUCUAACUCCCACAGAGAUUGACAGUCUGCGUAAACAGGCAUCGACAGCAUUGCAGGAAGUGCUACCACGUCUGCAAAAAGUUCAUGAAGAGUAUUCUGCUGCCACUGGGCAUGUUGCUUUUUUGGCAGCUGCCAUAACCAGAAUUAGAAGGCUUUUGGUACCUUAAAACUUAUGAUCAUGUGUGUCUGUGUCCAGUAGUAACAUGCUGUAAUUUCACUUAAAUCUCGAUUUGACUCCUGUUGUAUCUUUUUAAGUAAUUUGUUUAGUUAUGUGGAUGGAAAUGGUAUAAUGGGCUGUCAGCUUUAGUAUGUUUACUUUUCUGUUACUGUCCUGUGCUUGUUUUUUGACCAUGGAUUUACUUCACUAUUACUGUAAUUUACAAUUUUUUUUUUUUAAUAAAUUUAGCUCUUAAGUAAGAAUUUAAAGUAGAAAAUAUAACAAUUCAUAAAUGGCUAGGUUUAUAUAAGAUUUGGGGAAUACACUGAAAUGUUGAAGCUCUUGUCACUGCCGUAUAUAUAUGUAAAUCAACAUUGUUGUUUUUUAAUAGUGGUAUAUUUUUAUUAGCAAAUUUAUUUUAAAACAAAUUUCAUUCGUAUGAAUGGAAUUUGUUUAACUGCAUUUGAAUUUUUAAAUCAUUGUUGCAGUUAUGAUUAAAGUGUAUGGAAUACACCACUUUUUUCAUCUAAUUAAACUGAGAGGAAGGAAACGUGUUCUAGCAUAUAAUUUUUUUUAACUACUCAGAGAUUGUAUUCCAGCAAGAUAAUGUUUUCACUUGUAACUGCAGAGUGUAUCUUCAUUUAAAAUUGCUACUGUAUAUAUAUAUAUAUAUAUUGUCAUUAUCAUUUUUUGGUGACUUUCUAGGGGUAAUGAUGUUUUCAUGUUAAUACAAGUUUUAUAUUGAUA